AUUAUAAAAACGUAUUAGGUGCCGAGAUAGGUAAUCAGAAUUCACAAGCAGCCAUGGAAGCCAGCCUAGGGGGGUCUCUGCUGGUGCCUAGCGUUCAAGAGCUCGCAAAACAGCAUCUCAGCACCGUUCCAGACCGGUAUGUUCGGCCCGAUCAAGACCCUCCAAUACUCAUAUCCGAUCCCUCUUCUUUACCACAAGCGCCGAUCAUCAGUUUUCAGAGCUUGCUUUCUCCAGAAAUGGCGGAUUCCGAGCUGCAGAAGCUGCACUCUGCUUGCAAAGAUUGGGGUUUUUUUCAGUUGAUCGAUCAUGGAGUGAGCUCUGUGGUAGUGGAGGAACUGAAGUUAGAGAUACAAGAGUUCUUCAAACUGCCAAUGGAAGAGAGGAAGAAAUUUUGGCAAGAGCCAGGAGAUGUGGAAGGAUUUGGACAAGCGUUUGUGUUUUCAGAGGAGCAGAAGCUCGAUUGGGCCGAUUUGUUUUACGUGCUCACUCUCCCAGCUCGUAUGAGAAAGCCCCAUCUAUUACCCAACCUGCCUCUUCCACUCAGAAACACCAUGGAAGCAUACUCGGCGGAAUUGAAGAAGCUUAGCAGCGAGCUAUUCAGCCUCAUGGCAAAAGCACUAGGAAUGAAAGAGGAAGAAAUAGUGAAGGUAUUUGAGGAUGGGAUGCAAUCAAUAAGGAUCAACUGCUAUCCGCCAUGUCCAGAACCAGACAAAGUUAUUGGGCUGAACCCCCACUCUGAUGUGACUGGCAUCACCAUCCUCCUCCAAGCCACCGAUGUGGAAGGGUUGCAGAUAAAGAAAGAUGGCAAAUGGGUACCCAUCAAACCCCUGCCUAAUGCUUUUAUUGUCAACAUUGGAGACAGCUUAGAGAUCUUAAGUAAUGGAAAAUAUCAGAGCAUUGAGCAUCGCGCAGUUGUUAACUCGGAGAAAGAGAGGUUUUCUGUAGCUACAUUUGUUAAUGCGAAUCUGGAUGAGGAAUUGGGUCCAGCGCCUAGCCUCGUCACCCCUCAAACUCCAGCACUGUUCCAAAGAGUGAAAGUAGUAGAUUUCUUCAAGGGAUAUUUGUCCCGUGAACUUCUUGGAAAGUCAUAUAUUGAUCUCAUGAGAAUUCAGAAGGAUGAACGGCAGAGCAGUUGAGGAAUUUUAAGUUAAUGGCUAUUAAUCGGUGUUUUAUUAUGAUAUCAAUAUUAUGACUUUAAAAGAUAUCAAUUGUAGUAUGAUGUUACGUGUCUGUGCCUGCAUGUGUUUAUGUAUUUAGUUUGUGGGGCAAGUGCCGUAUACUUCUAAUUUGCUUCUAUUUUUGGAAUAAAUUUCACUCGAAUUGCGUGUGAUUUUUGUCUU
This is a messenger RNA of Diospyros lotus (date-plum), 1340 nucleotides long. Its product is annotated as protein SRG1-like. The transcript has 4 exons. Bases 54 to 1136 code for a protein of 360 amino acids. Lineage: Eukaryota; Viridiplantae; Streptophyta; Magnoliopsida; Ericales; Ebenaceae. The record is from RefSeq and is a predicted model, not a curated record.